AUGGCCACCCUCACCUUCGGCCUGAUCGUCCAGGCCGCUCCCGUGCCCGAAGCUGCUGCCGGGACUGUCCAGAAGCGCGCCUGUCCGGGUGGAUGUCAUGCUCAGUGCAUGCCACUUCUGACCACCACCUGUCAGGUGCGCUGCAGUGGUAGAAACCCCAUCCGUCAAGCUGUCUGCGCCGAAAAGUGCAUCCAAAAGGCUACCCAGCAGUGUAUCGCCCAGUGCUAA
Molecule: messenger RNA, 228 nt
Organism: Aspergillus melleus
Lineage: Eukaryota; Fungi; Ascomycota; Eurotiomycetes; Eurotiales; Aspergillaceae
Exons: 1
Coding region: 1-228 (75 amino acids)
Source: RefSeq, a predicted model, not a curated record